GGUAUUAUUGUUCUGUGGCUAAAUGUAGUAAAAGUAGCAUGUGUCGCUAUGUUUUUUAUGACUCCAGGAGUGAAGCCAGUUAUCCCACCAACUACAAUGCCGGUUACGAUGAUGAACCCUGCGGUAGCACCAAUUGUGUCCACCGUGGCCCAAGUACCAGCUGAGAUUGCACCACCUGUCAACUUACCUGUAAAACAGUGGCUUGGUCCGCCGGUGAACAAAGCUGGUUGCAUUGUGCCAGUGAGCGGCGCCCUCGCAUCCGCUAGACGCGAUCCACGCCUCGCUCGACUAGUCGCCGCGCCCACUACACCAGUCGCCCCUCAACCUAUCGCACCCAACGUAUUCGAUAUCAAACCUCUCGGGCGGGUCACUAAACGCAAAAACUUUAUCACCAUCGAAGUCAGCCCUGAUGCUCCGCCCGUGCUACACCCGCGCGAUCCCCGUCGCCGUGAUCCGCGUCUUAACAAACGUGACGACCGCCAAUGGCGGCCACCGCAGCAACGCCCUGAAAGACAACCGGAAUCGUACUCCAUCCUCGAACGCCUCCUUGAAGUUAAAAGUAUCGCUAAACUCCCGCCGAUACCCAAAAUACAGCGAGAGCGAGAACCAGACGAGGAGCAAGCCGUUGUUCUUAAAAAGAAAAAAGACACUCGCGAUGAAAGGAAGAAGAAAAAAGUCAAGGACAGUGGCUCUAACAGCUCAUCGCCCGAAAAGAAAGCCCGAUCGCUGAAACAUAGUGAAGCCAAAGAGAAAGAAGUUCCAAAAGACACGAAAGAUAAGCAAAAGGAGACUCCUAAAGAGCAGAGGGAUAAACGCCGGCGCGAACGGCGGCUGGAAACGGAACCGGAGGCGCCGGCACCCGUACCUGAGGAGGACGUUUUCAAGGAGCUCAAAAAUUAUCGCAAGGAUCGCUGCUACAUGUGCCGCAACCGGGGUAAAUCGGGGAGCCCCGAGCGGCCUGCUGCCGACGCCAAUAAGGAAGCAGAAGCGUCAAGUGUAAACGAUGUUGUUGUGGAGAAUAAAGACAUUGACUUUAGAGUGUUGCACCGAGCAGUGGCUGAAACAAAAGCGGCCCCCGUUGCCCAAAAGAGAUCAUCCACAGAACUACUUGACGGCAAACCUAAGAAGAGUAAAAUUGAUAAGCUUGAUGUUUUGUUUGGUAACGAAGAUGUUGAUCUUCGCCAACUACCGCAAGUUGAAGAAUUAACAGCGCCUCCACCUCCAUCACUGGAUUUAACGUAUACGGAAGCAAUCCCAGCAGAGGAUGACAAAGAAACCUCACCGGAAACAUCAACUAAGAAAGAUUGGCAGGAUGUGAAGGAAAAGGAUGAGGAUAAUAGGAAGACUCCUCUAAAAUUAGAUUUGGUUAGAGCUAAAUUACUUCGCAACAUCAAUGUGAACGACUUGUUCGCCAAGCUAGUAGCGACGGGUAUCGUUCAAGUACCAAAUGAACCGAAAAAAAAAGAGAAAGCAGAACAAAAGACCGAAGAUGUAAUGAAACCUAAGCCUAAAGAAGAUAAGAAUAUCAUACACAGAGCUGAUCUUUUGAAGCCUGAAACUUUGAGAGUGUAA
Messenger RNA from Diatraea saccharalis (sugarcane borer), 1572 nucleotides. NCBI's taxonomy places the organism in Eukaryota, Metazoa, Arthropoda, Insecta, Lepidoptera, Crambidae. The record is from the annotation of a GenBank genome assembly.